Meriones unguiculatus (Mongolian gerbil) is the source of this 7298-nucleotide messenger RNA. It is a transcript of the gene Snx30, whose product is annotated as sorting nexin family member 30. Gene Ontology annotation, molecular function: phosphatidylinositol binding; protein binding. Lineage: Eukaryota; Metazoa; Chordata; Mammalia; Rodentia; Muridae. Gene Ontology annotation, cellular component: cytoplasm. The record is from RefSeq and is a predicted model, not a curated record. The transcript is spliced from 9 exons. The coding region runs from base 246 to 1559 and encodes 437 amino acids.
GCGGGGGCGGGGCCGGGAGCCGUGGGCGGCGUGGCGCUGCUGGCUGGGCGCAGGGCCCGAGCCGCGGGGGAUCGCCGGGGCUUGGCGCGCGGAACUCCGGUGUGUCGCUCGGGGAAGCUCAGGCUCACCGGCCAGAGGGGCCUCGGGCGGCGGCGGCCCUCACCGGCUAGUGCAGGGCCUCGGGCCGAGUAGGGCCGAGCGCUGCGGGAGGAAGCGGCGGCGGCGGGUCCCGAGCUCUGCGCGCCAUGGCGGGCGGGCCCCCCAAGGCCCUGCCGUCCACGGGGCCCCACUCCUUGCGCGACAUGCCGCACCCGCUGGCUGGCUCCAGCAGCGAGGAGGCCGUGGGAGGCGACAGCACGCCCAGCCCGGACCUGCUGAUGGCCCGCAGCUUCGGUGACAAGGAUCUCAUUUUACCCAAUGGUGGUACUCCAGCAGGCACUUCGAGCCCAGCUUCUUCAUCUUCCCUUCUGAACAGACUUCAGCUUGAUGAUGACAUUGACGGCGAGACCAGGGAUCUCUUUGUCACGGUUGAUGAUCCCAAGAAGCACGUCUGUACAAUGGAGACCUAUAUCACGUAUAGGAUCACCACCAAAAGCACGAGGGUGGAGUUUGACCUGCCCGAGUAUUCGGUCCGUCGAAGAUACCAGGAUUUUGACUGGUUGAGGAACAAGCUGGAAGAAUCGCAGCCCACUCAUCUCAUUCCCCCACUUCCUGAGAAGUUUGUGGUGAAAGGUGUGGUGGAUCGAUUUUCAGAAGAGUUUGUGGAGACCAGAAGAAAAGCUCUGGAUAAAUUCCUAAAGAGGAUUACGGAUCACCCCGUGCUCUCCUUUAACGAGCACUUCACUGUAUUCCUCACGGCCAAGGACUUGAAUGCCUACAAGAAGCAGGGGAUAGCGCUGCUGACCCGGGUGGGUGAGUCAGUCAAGCACGUCACUGGAGGCUAUAAGCUGAGGAGCCGGCCUCUGGAGUUCGCAGCCAUCGGCGACUACCUGGACACUUUUGCACUCAAACUGGGAACCAUCGAUCGGAUAGCCCAGCGGAUCAUCAAAGAAGAAAUAGAGUACCUGGUGGAGCUGAGGGAGUAUGGGCCUGUGUACUCCACCUGGAGCGCGCUGGAAGGCGAGCUGGCAGAGCCCCUGGAGGGCGUGUCAGCCUGCAUUGGGAACUGCUCCACAGCCUUGGAAGAGCUGACAGACGACGUAACAGACGAGUUUCUGCCUGUGCUCAGGGAAUACAUUCUGUACUCUGACUCCAUGAAGGGUGUAUUGAAGAAGAGGGACCAAGUGCAAGCAGAGUAUGAAGCCAAACUGGAAGCUGUGGCUCUGAGAAAGGAAGAUCGUCCCAAGGUGCCCGCAGAUGUGGAGAAGUGCCAGGACAGGAUGGAGUGCUUCAACGCUGACCUGAAGGCGGACAUGGAGAGGUGGCAGAGCAGCAAGCGGCAUGACUUCCGGCAGCUGCUGGUGGGCUUGGCUGACAAGAACAUCCAGUAUUAUGAGAAGUGCCUCAUGGCGUGGGAGUCAAUUAUUCCACUACUGCAAGAGAAGCAAGAGGCCAAGUAGAUUUGUUCUUGGAACAGAGACACUUCUGCCUCCACAGGGCAUGGUGCCCUGACCAGAAUGUCGCCGCGGUGCCGGAGGGGUGGCCGUGGGAAAAGAGCACAGCAGCACCUCCUGUGUAUACGUUCUCCCCGCCCCACAGUUGUUUUCGGUUAGUAUUUAUUCUUGGUGGAGCCUGUGAGGCUGUAGUCAUCUCUCAGCAGAAGCAUACCUCUGUGUUGUGAAGAGCCCUCCUAAAGGGAGCACUACGAAGACUUGAGACUGAGGGGCAGGACAGUCCCCACCAGAUGACAAAUGCCAUCACUUUGGAGCAGUCCAGUUGCUAUUGUUGGACAAAACCCAGGUCCUGCUUUUCAGGGACACGGGGAGACAAGACUACGGCAGCUGUGGAGAGCCUGUGGCUCUGCACUUUACCCUGAGGGCACUGACCUGUCCCAGCAUGGAAGGGGUGUGGGGACCUUCUUGGAAAGCCCUUAAUUUACAGUGGCCUGUAGCUGUGGCUGUGGCCUCCUGCCUGCUCGUGAUGAGUGGCAUCCAUUUACUUGUUUUGGUUCACAUGGGGCCAUUUAAAUCAGUGUCUGUGAGCGUUGAUGCCUGAAUGAGCAAGCCAGCGUCCUUGUCCUUAUGUGAUGCCUCAGGAAGCUGAAGGGAAUGCGCCCGGAUCUUGUUUCUGACACCAGAACGCAGUAGAGGAAAAGCUUUUUGGUGUGAACUGGGAAAAAAGGUGCAUUUUUCUCUGCGAAGGUCUUAGUGUUGCUUGUUAACCGUCAUUAUGAAGAAAUUAGACCUGUUCGGGAGCAGCUGCUGUUUUACAGUCAGUGAUGUUCCCAUGUGCCAAGCCCUAGCCCCGAUGUCGCCUUUACCUCACCAAAUAUGUCUAGUUCAGCACUUCCUGCUGUGCCCGCUGACUGGGCAGCGUGGUGGUGAGGGCUGUGUGUUGCCUUGUCAUGGCUGAUUUGUAAACUCAGUGUAAUUACUCCACAUGGGUGUUUUAACCUUCAAAGUUCCGUGGUGAGGAAGAAAAGCAUCUGCAGGUCCCUCAGAGACGAGAAGAGUGGCAGCGGACUCUUUGCUCUGCUCCCUGUGGAAAGCUCCAUUUGCAGCUCAAAUCUGGGAGUUGCAGGCUGUGUUUAAAGUCUUCAUUUGAAACUUUUCAAAUUGCCAUAAAACCAACAGUCACAAAGGAGCUCUUCCAUAUAUUCUUGCUGAGAAGAAGCUGCAUAGUACAUUCUUCGACCUGUGACUCUUUGCUAAAAAUCCAUAAAUCUGAGCUACAGGUAGAUGGAAGGGUGUUGUUUGUAAGAUGAAGUGGAGCAUGGCUUCACACACGAGUCAAUUUGCAGUCGAGUCAACACACCUCAUGCCAAGUCCUGUCACUCCCUCUAACAUGGAGUCGGCCUCAGUCAGCUGCAUCUGGACAUCACAGGACAUUGGCUAGACAGCAUGAGACAAUUUGUCUUUUCCUCACAUUUGACAAAUUUGUGAUUGAAGUAAUAAUUCCUGCAUCUAUCGGUACUUGCCUAAACCCCAUCUGUGCCAUCCCAAAAUCCUUUGAUGUGAAAUUUUUUUUUUUUUUUUUUUUUUUUUUGGUACAAAUAGCAAUGAGCUGCUGAAGCAGAAGAGUAAGAACGACGGUUCGCACACCCAAUUCCAGUGACUCAGCAUCUCAUUCUACCUCCAAACCAUCGGGUGCGGGUGUGAAUGCUCAGAGCCACCCCAAGCACGCUGGUAGAGCGUCUAGACCCCAACAGGCCCCCAUUGAUGUGCAUCAGGGGACAGCAGGCUGGCCAGCAGUGAUGUUCAUCUUUGGGAAACAUGAAGCUUUGCUUCUCAGUGUCUGGUGUAAUGAUGCUUGAAAAGAACUACAGAAAGAAUUAUGGAGAAGCUAAAAUUUGAUGAAACUCCAAGUCAGUCCUAUGUGCCGAUUAGUUAUGCUGGAAGUAAACCUUGUUAAAAACAGCCCUGGGCUGCACUGGGGAGUCUGGAGAGGGAAGCAGGGUCCGCAGGCCCUCCCUCAUGAGAGAUGGCUCUCAUGCAUCUUGAAAUUUUUUUCUUGUUCUGCUUAUGUCCCCUGGUAAGCAGUGUUCCUAGGCUUUGAGUUUCCAGAAAGAACUGGAAUAAUAGAGACUUUCUUUCCUCUAGGAAUGAUGUCAGUGGCAGAGCCAGGGACACCCAUGCACAAGGAGGCACUCUUGUCCCUGUCCUCAGGCUAGCAGCUGGUGAGCUGAGGAGGCUGGUCCAGAAGAAUAGGGGCAGUGGAAAGUGAAGGGGGCCCCUUCCCCUCCCUCCCCUCCCCUCCCCCGAGCUCUGCAAACUCAACAGUCGCAAGCAUGCACAAAAGAGAUUCCCCACGCGAAACAUAGCUCAGAGACUACAGUGCCAAAAUGCCUCAGAGAGGCUCCAUUACUUUCUGGAGUUAAAAAGGUUUUGCCCUGAAGUCGCGGCCCCUCUGGUUUAUUUUCCACGAGACUUUUCCUUUAGGCUGCACGACCACACUCUCUACCGCAGGCAGAGGGAUAGAGAGAGCUUUUGAAGCCUAACCACAUGACAGUGAAAUGAAAGUUGGCUCAGAUAAGUACCCAGGUCCUGAGAAAUGGGGGGGCUUGCUUACCAGGUUCGAAUCUGCAAAGGCAGAAAAGCCAAGGAGAUGUGAGAGAUGAGGCUAUUUAGGGCACACUUGUGGUUUGUAGCAGGAAAGACCACUGCCGGUGUUGGGAAUUUGCAAGAAGAAUCUGGGCUGCUCUACUGCAAACAGGCUUUGCUCUGGAGUGAGGAGAGAAUGACUCCUCAGCCUGUGUGGGGCUGUCUUAUCCUCGCCGAAGGCUCAGCAGUGACUACUGGUGAAUGAGGAGUAGGGUUAGGGAGGCAGUGAGCUUGGUGCUCUCAACUCAGCAGAUCUCUCCCUUAGCUGAAAUAAGAAAACCUAGCAUGCCCUUGGCAUAGAAGUGGAAUAUAAGAUAAGUCCCUUCAUGCCAAAUGGAGUGCGCUGGUUGUUGCGUAGGUGUUCUUUCGGCCUUUAAACAGGAAACCAUUCGUGCACACUCCAGCUUUUGGUAAGGGCUCAAUGGCAGUUUUGAUUUCAGAAGUGAGCUUGAUGGCAAUUUUCUCUUCUAGGACAGCAAGUAAAGAACACGCAGAGUGUGUCGGGUCCUGUCCUGUAGCCCUGAUGCCCUGGGUAGCUGACUCUGUUUCAGGGUCCUGCCCUGUAGCCCUGAUGCCCUGGGUAGCUGACUCUGUUUCAGGGUCCUGUCCUGUAGCCCUGAUGCCCUGGGUAGCUGACUCUGUUUCAGGGUCCUGUCCUGUAGCCCUGAUGCCCUGGGUAGCUGACUCUGUUUCAGGGUCCUGCCCUGUAGCCCUGAUGCCCUGGGUAGCUGACUCUGUUUCAGUGAGGUCAGUUGAGUCAUGGAGGUGCACCUACACCACACUACCCUGAGCUUGUUGGGGUGGGUAGAGCAAGGCCAAGGCCAGCCUAGGAGGCUCUUGGCCCUACUGAUGGCGGGCUUAGGGUGGACUAGAACUGGGCUUCCAUCCCACUAGGUGGAGCUGGUGACCUUGAAGGCUGAUUUUUUUUCCCCCCAGAGGAUCAGCUGCCUGUGGCUGGGGCGAGGCACAGCCUUCCGGGUCCCACUGACCCAGAGAGGGUCUUCAGAAAUCAAGUAAGCUAAGUAUAUGACUGGGAGACCUGAGUCACCCUCAUUUAGAGAAUUAUGUUGGGAAUUUGGGGUUGCCUUCUCUCUUCCAGAGCCUUCAGGAUGGCAGUAGAUCAGAUGUGCCUUCUCAUCAAAUGUGGUUUUCUCUGCUCGGACAGCAGGUGGCACUUAGCAGUACAGUUGAGGAAAAUGGCCAAACAGAUGAGGUGUGGAUGUUGGGGCUGCUCGCUUCUUCCCUGUGUAUAAGUUGAAUAAUCAGGGACCCAAUAUUUUACCAACCCACUCUGCAGGCUGCUAGUGUUCCAUUUUGAAGGUGUCCCCGUGGUUGCGCACAUCAGAAGACAGGACUCUCUGUGUUCAGGAAGGGUGAGGUGAGGGCUGUUACAGGGCAGGCUGUUACUUCUUAGUCAUGUCUGUCUGAAAUAUCCCUAGGUAUGACCGUCCGACCCUUUCUAUGUGGCAGAAACCAUGUUCCCAAAGUGGUUUUUAACUACUGUAAUUUGUAAAUAAGUGCUGUGGGGGGAAAACACUUUUAAGAGACCAAUAAGAUGUGUCUUGUAUUUAUACACUCAGCACUUGAAAACCAACACAUCCAGAGAAAGCCACAGACUGUUAAAAGCCUAAUUGUAGUUUGUAACAAUUUGUCAGUACCUACUAAUUGCCUUAUUCUUCAGCUAGUGUUUUAAAAAGUCUGCGUAGAAAGUUUUACACAUGGAAGCAGUUGGUCUAGAAAGUUAAUAUAGGCAGUCUUCAGUCCUCCCAGAAGCCAGACGGUGAGGGCAAUGGCAGGAAGGUGGCCUUCCGGUGGCAAGAUUAAAUAUUGCUGUUACCAAAUGGUCUUUGAAAUAAUAUCAGGAAGCGGGGACCACGCGCUGUUUGAUUUUGAGUGAGAAAUACAUGGUGUGCUUUAGCAUAAUUCGGGAGUGGAGGAUACAAACAGUAUCAGCAGUGACUAAUUGCAUAGCUUCAGAGACGCCUCUAGAAUACAGCAGCAUGGAAGGUUUGCUCUGCUUCUGCAGAAUCGGCUCCAGAGAUAUUCUCCAAAGGUUAAAAUGCCAAACAGAACCUGUUCUGACUCGUUCAGUACUAAAGAGCUGCAUUUGGGCGUGCUUCUCUUGGAAGUACUGUUCAAGUAUGGGGGACUAUGGGCUUUCCACAGUCCACGUCACAGCAGAGAACACGUGUGCAUGCUGCUGUUGGACAGGCUGGGCCACAGCCGUAUGUUCCGCCACGAGACCGACGCCGAGACCCAAGCUCUGCCAGAAAUGAUGCUGAAGGGAGAAGGGGUUUUUCCCAGACUGCAAAGCAACGUUUGGAUUGGUAGAACAAAGCACUGGCUGUGCCAGCUGGGCCUUCAUCCAGGAACAAACCCGCACAAACCAGCAUCUUACAGUCAGCACCAUCACAGGCUAGAUGGUGCUGAGGCAGGGCCGCUCCCUCGGAGCCCCUGCUCACUGCAUUUCUGUUUCCGUGUGCCUCUUCCCUUCAAGCCUGAGGCAGGAGUACAUGGAGAGACAGCCUACAUCUGACAGACUCCCCAGAAACAAACUGCCAGCAAACUUUCUAACUCGUAUUUUAACUGUUCAAGGGGGGAUUGGAACAAAUUUUUGGACUUUUUUUUUUUUUUUUUUUAAAUCUUUAGGUUUAAGACUUUCAGAGAAAGAAGGCUUCCGAGGUAUGGAGUCCUGUUGUGUGCUAUCUCUCCACGCUGCCAUUAAGCCAAAACAAAAGCUGUGAAGAAUGUGUGUUGAUAAGAAAGUGAUUUAUUUACAGAUCCAAGUCUUUGUCUCAAGAAACUACCAAAAAAGAAUGUCACCUUUUUUCUUUAUUAUGGCUAGAGAGUAUAAAAAGAAAACAAGUUGUUUUGUUGUAUUUUUGAUGCUGGCACAAAGUUCUUGUCCACUUUUUUUUUUUUUUUUUUUUGUAUAUCUGUAUGUAAGAAAUUUUGUUUACUAUGGAAUUAGUAUUACAUUUUGAGGUAAACAAAGAAUUUGUAUUGCUUGAUAAACUAUUAGCUUGUAAAUAAAAAAAUUCUUUACCUCAGUUAACUUAAAGUAAUGGACCAAUAAACCUAUGAAAGAUGCUUUAUUAA